AAUGGGAAUACGUGCGGGUAAUUACAAAAUCUUGCUUUCAUAUUAUUGCUAAUUUUUCUUCUGAUCGCAUUAACUUAAAACGAUAACCUUUCCAUUUUUUUUAGCCGAGUUAGGGGCAUCUUUGUUAACAUUACCAAUAUAUUAUACUUGGAAUGAAUAUUUACAUCCUAAAACACUUAUAAAAAUAUUUUUUAUGGAUUUUUUACCGUCAAUAUUAGAAAAAAAGAUUGAUAUGUACACACAAAGUUAUUCUAUAGGCAUUAUGACUUUAUCCAUUUUAAUGAUGAUUAAAAAAGAUACUCAGAAUGUAGGUGGAGUUGAUGUUAGUAUUGAUGAAAUUGUUGGCAUCAAUAAUAAUGUUGAUGGCACUAAUGAUAUUCUUAUGAUGGAUGCUAUCAUUUCGGAAGAGAGAAUAGGGGGUAUGGAAGGAGUAGGUGGAACAAAAGUUGAAAUUGAAGACUUUACCAAAUUUGUUUUAUCUAUAUUUAAACAAGAUAGGGAUAAUGCUGAUAGUGAUAAUAUUGAUAGUAAAGUAAUUCAGAAUGGAUCAAAAAAGAUUGAUGAUAAGGUAAAAAAUGAGAGUGAACCUAAAUUAAUCAAUGGACCCGCAAAAGGAUUUAUUGAUGCUUUAUUAAUACAUGAAGAUAUUGUACCAGAAUUAAAAUCUUUAGUUAAUAAAUGAAAUAUUGAUUGUAUGAAUUACAUGGAUAUUUUCUUAUGAAUUUUAUAUUGUAUUUAGAUUCUAGUUUAAAAGUUAUUAUUAAACUCAAA
Molecule: messenger RNA, 771 nt
Organism: Rhizophagus irregularis DAOM 181602=DAOM 197198
Lineage: Eukaryota; Fungi; Glomeromycota; Glomeromycetes; Glomerales; Glomeraceae
Source: RefSeq, a predicted model, not a curated record